AUUCGGCGCAUCAGACAAAUCCUUUUGAUUUGAAGACCAGUCAGUCGUUUUGAUGCUCUCGAACACGGCCUGUGACGAGCUAUUCUCCAAACCAAGUUACGCUAGUUUAACAACUUAUCUGGAGCAGGGAACAGCGCAGCGGCAGGAAAAAAUACAAAUGUUACGCUCGUUCGUUACCUGACUGGCGAGGUUGAGUUUACAGAGACAACAUCCACAGGAGAGAGAGGAGAGAGAGAGGAGGAACAUGGAAUGAAGACAAUUACAUUAAACAAAAAACACAAUGUUGGAAUUACCGUGUCUUAAACCAACCGGAGAAGGUGUAGAGCUGUUGUGUUAGCCCGUCUGUCCAACCAACCGCUCCCCCAGGUGUAGAGCUGUUGUGUUAGCCCGUCUGUCCAACCAACCGCUCCACCAGGUGUAGAGCUGUUGUGUUAGCCCGUCUGUCCAACCAACCGCUCCACCAGGUGUAGAGCUGUUGUGUUAGCCCGUCUGUCCAAUCAACCGCUCCACCAGGUGUAGAGCUGUUGUGUUAGCCCGUCUGUCCAACCAACCGCUCCACCAGGUGUAUCAGACCGCUGGGAAUGACUACACCUUCACAACCUCACCAGGAGUGGGCCCUGGAGGACGACGCCCACAUCAAUCACACAGCCAGGAGCUAGGAGCACCUUCCUUCCUUUUAGCUAGGAUAGCCUUUCUUACUUUAGCCAGGAGCACCUUCCUUCCUUUAGCUAGGAGCACCUUCCUUCCUUUAGCUAGGAGCACCUUCCUUCCUUUAGCUAGGAGCACCUUCCUUCCUUUAGCUAGGAGCACCUUCCUUCCUUUAGCCAGGAGCACCUUCCUUCCUUUAGCCAGGAGCACCUUCCUUCCUUUAGCCAGGAGCACCUUCCUUCCUUUAGCCAGGAGCACCUUCCUUCCUUUAGCUAGGAGCACCUUCCUUCCUUUAGCUAGGAGCACCUUCCUUCCUUAGUUAGCUAGUGUGUGUCCAGUCCUAGGUUUAGAUGCAGCUAUGAUGCUGGUGGUGAUUUAGAGAGAGAGAGAGACCCACAGAAGAGGAUGGCUCAUCAGUUCACCUGAUCUCUACCCUCACUGUUGCUAACUUGAUUAGUAGUUAUCAGCCGUAGGCCUCAUAAAGAGUAUAUUCACACUCACACAUUCAGUACUAGUCCUACACUGUGUGGUGACUUGGCUCCCGCCACCUCUCAAUUCCCCUCCACGCCCCCCUGCCGGUCUGGUGGAUGUUUUGGCGGCUCUGAGGACUGCAUGGCAGUGGCGUAAUCGUGGAGAGGCCAGGGUACCACAAACUUAUGGAUUUUGACAAGAGAGGAGGAGGAAAGGGGGAGGCUGAGGAAGGGAAGAGGAUGUCAAAGACGGGAGGGAGCCGGUCGGGGCACGGCAGUCGCAGCUCGGGGAGCAACUCCGGGGUGCUCAUGGUGGGCCCUAACUUCCGGGUCGGGAAGAAGAUCGGCUGUGGGAACUUUGGAGAGCUACGCCUGGGGAAGAACCUGUACACUAAUGAAUAUGUGGCUAUCAAACUGGAGGCCAUCAAGUCCCGGGCCCCACAGCUCCACCUGGAGUACAGGUUCUAUAAACAGCUGGGGAGUUCAGAGGGCGUCCCCCAGGUAUUCUACUUCGGGCCCUGUGGGAAGUAUAAUGCCAUGGUUCUGGAGCUGCUGGGACCCAGUCUGGAAGACCUGUUUGAUCUGUGUGACAGAACCUUCUCCCUCAAGACCGUCCUCAUGAUCGCUAUUCAGCUGAUCACGCGGAUGGAGUUUGUCCACACCAGGAGUCUGAUCUACCGGGACGUGAAGCCAGAGAACUUCCUGGUUGGCCGGCCCGGCAGCAAGCGGCAGCACACCAUCCACAUCAUCGACUUCGGCCUGGCCAAAGAGUACAUCGACCCUGAGACCAAGAAACACAUCCCUUACAGGGAGCACAAGAGCCUGACGGGCACCGCACGUUACAUGAGCGUCAAUACUCACCUGGGCAAAGAACAAAGCAGGAGAGAUGACCUGGAAGCUCUUGGUCACAUGUUCAUGUACUUUCUGCGAGGCAGUCUGCCCUGGCAAGGCCUGAAGGCAGACACUCUGAAGGAGCGCUAUCAGAAGAUAGGUGACACCAAGAGAGCCACGCCCAUCGAGGUGCUAUGUGAGAGCUUCCCAGAAGAGAUGGCCACCUACCUGCGUUAUGUGCGGCACCUGGAUUUCUUUGAGAAGCCGGACUACGACUACUUACGCAAACUCUUCACCGACCUCUUCGAUAGGAACGGCUACGUCUUUGAUUACGAGUACGACUGGGUCGGCAAGCCACUGAGAUUCUUUAAAUGCUGUUUUUCUGUUUCUUUCCUCCUCCACCAUCUCCUCCCUCUACUUCCUCCCUCACCAUCUCCUCCCUCUACUUCCUCCCUCACCAUCUCCUCCUCUACUUCCUCCCUCACCAUCUCCUCCCUCUACUUCCUCCCUCACCAUCUCCUCCUCCACCAUCUCCUCCUUCACCAUCUCCUCCCUCUACUUCCUCCCUCACCAUCUCCUCCCUCUACUUCCUCCCUCACCAUCUCCUCCUCCACCAUCUCCUCCUUCACCAUCUCCUCCCUCUACUUCCUCCCUCACCAUCUCCUCCCUCUACUUCCUCCCUCACCAUCUCCUCCUUCACCAUCUCCUCCUUCACCAUCUCCUCCCUCUACUUCCUCCCUCACCAUCUCCUCCUCCACCAUCUCCUCCUUCACCAUCUCCUCCUUCACCAUCUCCUCCCUCUACUUCCUCCCUCACCAUCUCCUCCUUCACCAUCUCCUCCCUCUACUUCCUCCCUCUACUUCCUCCCUCACCAUCUCCUCCCUCACCAUCUCCCCCCUCACCAUCUCCUCCCUCACCAUCUCCUCCUUCACCAUCUCCUCCUUCACCAUCUCCUCCCUCUACUUCCUCCCUCACCAUCUCCUCCCUCUACUUCCUCCCUCACCAUCUCCUCCCUCACCAUCUCCUUCCUCUACUUCCUCCUCCACCAUCUCCUCCUUUACUAUCUCCUCCUCCACCAUCUCCUCCCUCUACUUCCUCCCUCACCAUCUCCUCCUUCACCAUCUCCUCCCUCACCAUCUCCUCCUUCACCAUCUCCUCCCUCACCAUCUCCUCCUCACCAUCUCCUCCCUCACCAUCUCCUCCCUCUACUUCCUCCCUCACCAUCUCCUCCCUCUACUUCCUCCCACACCAUCUCCUCCCUCACAAUCUCCUCCCUCACCAUCUCCUCCACCACCUCCUCCUCCACCAUCUCCUCCUUUACCAUCUCCUCCCUCUACUUCCUCCCUCACCAUCUCAUCCCUCUACUUUCUCCCUCACCAUCUCCUCCUUCACCAUCUCCUCCCUCUACGUCCUCCCUCACCAUCUCAUCCCUCUACUUUCUCCCUCACCAUCUCCUCCUUCACCAUCUCCUCCCUCUACUUCCUCCUUCACCAUCUCCUCCCUCUACUUCCUCCUUUGCUGUCGUGCCAGUCGCCAGAACCCAAAGGAAGUGAUUCCCAGCCCACUCCAGUGACCAAUAGGGAGCUGCUGGGGUCCCAUCUAACAGCUGAUAGGCUGGGGGGCUCUGUCCAGGUGUUGAGUUCAACCAAUGGGGAGCUGAAUACAGACGACCCGACGGCGGGCCACUCCAAUGCACCCAUCACUGCCCCGGCCGAGGUGGAGGUGGCCGACGACACUAAGUGCUGCUGUUUCUUUACGAGGAGGAAGAGGAAAGGCCUUCAGAGACACUAGUGAAGAAGAGGAAAGGCCUUCAGAGACACUAGUGAAGAAGAGGAAAGGCCUUCAGAGACACUAGUGAAGAAGAGGAAAGGCCUUCAGAAACACUAGUGAAGAAGAGGAAAGGCCUCCAGUGAAGAAGAGGAAAGGCCUUCAGAGACACUAGUGAAGAAGAGGAAAGGCCUUCAGAGACACUAGUGAAGAAGAGGAAAGG
Molecule: messenger RNA, 3939 nt
Organism: Oncorhynchus keta (chum salmon)
Lineage: Eukaryota; Metazoa; Chordata; Actinopteri; Salmoniformes; Salmonidae
Product: casein kinase I-like
Exons: 11
Coding region: 1305-3740 (811 amino acids)
Biological process (GO): endocytosis; peptidyl-serine phosphorylation; positive regulation of canonical Wnt signaling pathway
Cellular component (GO): plasma membrane; nucleus; cytoplasm
Molecular function (GO): protein serine/threonine kinase activity; ATP binding
Source: RefSeq, a predicted model, not a curated record